Messenger RNA from Erythranthe guttata (spotted monkey flower), 1792 nucleotides. Lineage: Eukaryota; Viridiplantae; Streptophyta; Magnoliopsida; Lamiales; Phrymaceae. The record is from RefSeq and is a predicted model, not a curated record.
AUGUUGUAGUAGUAGUAAUUUAAUUUGUAUUUGAUGACAUGCAAAUACAAACACUAGUACUGGGUGGUCAUGGCAACAACAAUAAUACUAGUACGGCAGCACUUAAUCAUACAUUCACAACUCAGAAUUUGUCUGCCUUAAAACCCACAUUUCAAGAACCCCCAAAAAAAGUCUCUCUAAUUCUUUUAUUGUCAAGGCAUUUUGUGCUAUGGAUCAUUGUCUCUCACAUUUUUUAUUAACUUUUAAUAUUACUAGUAUUAUUAUUAUUAUUAUUAUUAUUAUAAACCGCGGAUUCAUAUUAUUAUUUCAGCUGUUUGAGUUGUCACCACCACUACCAAUAUGGCUGGCUUUUUCUCACUAGGAGGAGGAGGGGGUCGAGGAACCACCACCGGAGGAAGUAGCAGAAACCCUAAUCAAGAAAGCAGCAACCCACCUUCAGAAAUCAACCCAGAAAGCUGGUUCCUUUACAGAAAUGAGGAGAUUUCUUACAAGGGUUUCGAGCUCUGGCAACCCCAGCCGCAGCACCACCACCAGCAAGCUGAGAACUUUCUGCACCGCGGUGUCGGCGUCAACCCGCUGCAGGAUCUUUACGCCUCCGCAGGAGGGCUGGCGGUGGGCCCCAGCCGCGGAGGAGGGUUUAAUAUGAGCUCGGUGGACGAGCAGUCGCCAAGAUCGGGUUUUUUGAUGAUGAGGAGCGGCGGAGGGGGAGGUGGAGGAGGAGGGGGAAUAAGCUGCCAAGACUGUGGGAAUCAGGCGAAGAAAGACUGCACGCACAUGAGGUGUAGAACAUGCUGCAAGAGCAGAGGGUUUCAGUGCGCAACGCACGUGAAGAGCACGUGGGUUCCAGCGGCUAAGAGAAGAGAGAGACAGAACCAGCUCGCUUCUUUGCAGCAGCAGCAGAAUCAGAGCACUACAAGUACUGGCAAGAGACACAGAUCAAGGACAGACGAUGUUAAUCAUAAUCUUAUUAUUAAUAAUAACAACAGUGCCUCCAAUUCUCUUGUCUGCACCCGCAUACCUACCACCACUUCAGGGUUGGAGGUGGGAAAAUUCCCGACGGAAGUGAGUUCGGAGGCAGUAUUCCGAUGCGUGAGAGUGAGCGCCGCCGUGGAAGAUGCUGAAGAGCAGUGGGCAUAUCAAACUGCAGUCAAUAUUUGCGGGCAUGUCUUUAAAGGUAUUCUGUACGACCAGGGCACAGAAGGUCAGUAUAUGCCGGCGGAGACUUCCUCCGGCGGAGGAGGAAGCGUCAGCGCCGGAGCCACCCAUCAUCAUCAACAACAACAACAACAACAACAGCAACUGAAUCUGAUAACGGGAAAUUCUAGUAAUACAGCUGCAGCCAACACCUCAUCCGGCGGCGCGGGAGCCACGGCGUUUAUGGACACAUCUCAUCAUCUAUACACAGGUUCAAUAAACAGCUUCCUCUCCGGUACGCAAUUCUUCCCACCACCACCACCAAGAUCUUGACAAAAUUAAGAAAUUAAGCAAUUCCUCUCCGAUAGCUAGUCACAUGAGUUAGAAUUAAUUAUGAAAUUAAAAUGAUAGUAACUACGCUGUACGUACGAACGACUGACUGUGUUACUUUAGUAAGAGGAGGAGGAGGAGGAGCUAAGGAGAUAGAAUGAAAGAAAGAAAUAUAGUGGUAGAAAAAAGAGGAUCGGAUUCGGAGCACGUACGUACCAAGUAUGAGGGGAUCGAUUAUGUUUUUAUUUUUGUUCAUUUUAAUUACUAUAUUGUUAUUCUUCCUCUAUUUCAAAUAACACGUAACAGUUUUUCUGCUGUUUCCUUUUUC